Messenger RNA from Zerene cesonia (dogface butterfly), 1233 nucleotides. Its product is annotated as galactose mutarotase-like. Bases 152 to 1231 code for a protein of 359 amino acids. Lineage: Eukaryota; Metazoa; Arthropoda; Insecta; Lepidoptera; Pieridae. The record is from RefSeq and is a predicted model, not a curated record. Gene Ontology annotation, molecular function: aldose 1-epimerase activity; carbohydrate binding. Gene Ontology annotation, biological process: glucose metabolic process; beta-D-galactose catabolic process via UDP-galactose, Leloir pathway. The transcript has 6 exons.
UAAAACUAUGGACUUAAAGGUGCUGUUUAUAAAUAUAACGAUACUCUAUGGUUAUCAGAUGACUUGAGCUAUAAUGUGAUAUUUUGACCAUAAUAGUUCUUUGUGAAUUAAGUGCCUGAUUUGCGCUUGACGAGGUCGUGUUAUUACCAAUAUGGUGUAUUUAACGGAGCAAGUGUUCGGAACAAUAAAUGAUGAGGACGUGAUGAAAUAUACUUGGAGAACUGACAGCGGCUUUUCGCUUAGCGCCAUUUCCUUUGGCGCUAUUGUGCAGAGCCUUCAGGUGCCAGACAAGGACGGAAAUAUCAACGAUGUGGUGCUUGGCUUCGACGACCUGCAGAGUUACGUAGAGCGGAAUAUAAAGAACUUCGGUGGAGUUAUAGGGAGGUGCACCAAUAGAGUCGCAGAAGGAACAAUUCAGAUUGAUGGCGUGACACAUCGCCUCACCAGGAACAGGGAUGGACAUCAUGUGCAUGGUGGAAAUCUGGCUUUUGAUAAGGUAAACUGGAGUUCCAGUGUAGAUGGAACCAAGGUGGUCUUCAGCAGGCUCUCCAAAGAUGGCGAAGAAGGCUACCCUGGAGAUCUGAUGGUGAACAUCACAUACGAGGUGAAGGAUGACGACACUUGGUACAUCGAGUAUACCGCCAGCUCCACGAAGAAGACCAUAAUCAAUAUGACUAACCACUCUUAUUUCAAUUUGGCGGGACACGAGAGCGGGGCGGAAGGCUUAUACAAUCAUCUUGUUACUAUGAAUUGUGAUAGAGUGGUAGAAGUAAGGUCUGACUGGGUGCCGACUGGUAGACUCCUGCCCGUCGGAGGAACUCCAUUUGACUUGAGAAGUCCAAAACGCCUCGGGGAUAUUAUAGAAAAUUCAAAGAAUCUAUUUCACCACAAUUUGUGCGUCACGAGGAAUGGCAACAAGGGUCUAAACUUCCUCUCCCGUGUCUACCACCCACCAUCUGGCCGUUAUAUGGAUGUCUACAGCGAUCAACCCAGUAUUCUGUUUUACAAUGCCAAUUAUUUCCCCACAAAAGAAGAAGCUGGGAUUGUAGGAAAAGAUGGGGCUAGUUACCGUCGUCAUGCAGGAAUGUGCAUUGAAACACAGAACUUCAUAGAUGCUAUUCAUCACCCUUCCUUUCCUAGCGUUAUUUUGAAACCUGGCGAUGUUUAUAAGCAGAAGACGGAGUAUAGAUUUGGUGUGGUGAAACAAAAUGGCGUUGUUGCACCAGCGUAAAA